Messenger RNA from Gallus gallus (chicken), 4268 nucleotides. It is a transcript of the gene ARRDC3, whose product is annotated as arrestin domain containing 3. The transcript has 8 exons. Bases 292 to 1536 code for a protein of 414 amino acids. The record is from RefSeq and is a predicted model, not a curated record. Gene Ontology annotation, biological process: protein transport. Gene Ontology annotation, cellular component: cytoplasm. NCBI's taxonomy places the organism in Eukaryota, Metazoa, Chordata, Aves, Galliformes, Phasianidae.
GUCAUUGUGAGCGGAGCGCAGCGCGGGGCAGCCGAGCGCUCUGAGCGCUGCGGAGCGCCGGCAUCCGCGGCAGGGCCGGGGCCGCCCCAGCCCUCCCGCUCUCGCUCCCCAUGCUGGGGCUGUAGGUCGGCUCGGUCGGUGUGCGGCGAGGGUCGCUUUUCGCGUUAGGUUCUUUUUCUUUUUUUUUUUUUUCCUUUUUCCUUUUUUUUUUUUUUUAUUUUCUUUUUCCGCUUUCUUACAGUCAGUUUUUUGGUUUUUUUGCUUUUUUUUUUCUACGCUUUGCCCUAAACCAUGGUGCUGGGGAAGGUGAAGAGUUUGACAAUAAGCUUUGACUGUCUCAAUGACAGCAAUGUCCCCGUCUACUCCAGCGGGGACACGGUCUCAGGAAGGGUCAAUUUAGAAGUGACGGGGGAGAUCAGAGUGAAAUCGCUCAAAAUCCACGCGCGCGGGCACGCCAAGGUGCGCUGGACCGAGUCGAGGAACGCCGGUUCCAACACUGCCUACACGCAGAACUACACGGAGGAGGUGGAGUACUUCAACCACAAGGACGUCCUCAUCGGCCACGAGAGAGAUGAUGACAACUCUGAGGAAGGCCUUCACACGAUCCCUUCGGGAAGGCACGAAUAUGCAUUCAGCUUUGAGCUUCCACAGACACCACUUGCUACCUCAUUCGAAGGCAGACAUGGCAGUGUGCGCUAUUGGGUGAAAGCCGAAUUGCAUAGGCCUUGGCUUCUACCAGUAAAAUUAAAGAAGGAAUUUACAGUCUUUGAACAUAUAGAUAUCAACACUCCUUCAUUACUGUCACCCCAAGCAGGCACAAAAGAAAAGACUCUCUGUUGUUGGUUUUGUACCUCAGGCCCAAUAUCCUUAAGUGCCAAAAUUGAAAGGAAGGGCUACACCCCAGGUGAAUCAAUUCAGAUCUUUGCUGAGAUUGAGAACUGCUCUUCCCGUGUGGUGGUGCCAAAGGCAGCCAUUUACCAAACACAGGCAUUUUAUGCCAAGGGAAAAAUGAAGGAAGUCAAACAGCUUGUUGCCAACCUGCGUGGAGAAUCUUUAUCAUCCGGCAAAACAGAAACCUGGAAUGGGAAAGUGCUGAAAAUUCCACCUGUUUCCCCUUCAAUCCUUGACUGUAGUAUAAUCCGUGUGGAGUAUUCACUAAUGGUCUAUGUUGAUAUUCCAGGAGCCAUGGAUUUAUUCCUUAACUUACCACUGGUCAUUGGUACCAUUCCUUUACACCCAUUUGGUAGCAGGACGUCAAGUGUGAGCAGCCAGUGUAGCAUGAACAUGAAUUGGCUUGGUCUGACACUGCCUGAAAGACCAGAAGCACCUCCUAGCUAUGCAGAAGUGGUCACAGAGGAACAGAGACAGUCCAGCCUCCCGCCUAUAGCUGCUUGUGAUGACUUUGAGAGAGCACUGCAAGGACCAUUAUUUGCGUACAUCCAAGAAUUCCGCUUUCUGCCUCCACCACUUUAUUCAGAAAUUGAUCCAAACCCAGAUCAGCCUACAGAUGACAGACCAUCUUGCCCUUCUCGUUGAAGGAGUCCAUAAAAAGCUGACUUGACUUGGGUUUUGAAUCAUACCUGCCAUGUUGAAGGUCAAGGCGUUACAGUGGAGACACUUUAGAGGAAAGUGGUUUUGCUCUUGCCUGUAUGGUGAAUACAUGAAAACAACCUGUGAUUAUGCUUUGAAGCCUACAAUAACAUUGUAGGACUGCUCCACUUGCUUGAAGACCUGAGCUUACCCCCUCCCCUCCCCUUCUUCUCGUUUAAAUACUGGCACAUACUAGGAGCAGCCUUACUAACCUACAGUCAUGUGUGUCAAAACACUCAAACCACAUUGCAAGAGAGGGAUGGCUUUCUCUUAUGAUUUUGAAGAUUUGCACAUGCUCAUGGCUUAUUUUGUGCGGUUCAGUGUCACUACAGCUUUUUCUCAUUUAUGCCGCACUGUUGUUACCCCCCUCUACUUGUUUGUGGUCUGCACAAGAAGGAGCAAAAGAAAGCUUUGACAACAACAAAAAAACAACAGCUAUGGACUUUGACAAAUGCACUGACUUUUUCUUUUCUAAUUUAAUGUAGCCUGGACUUUACCUGCAUAUGCACAUGCUCAGAAUUGUCCUAGUAGGCUGGUCACGUAUCACCUCUUCAGCUUGGAUCCUGUCGUGGAUUUAUUUACAAACAUCAAAUGCCUUCAAGCCAAUCCUUCUUGCUGUAUGUUUUGCAGCCUACUGUAGUAGAUAAGCAACAUAAUGGGGAUAUAUUAGGGUUGGGGGAUGGAGAGAUAACAGAAGGAGACUAAGACUUUGUCAAGAUUGUAUACCUUCUUGAUUUCUUUAAGAGUUUGUUGCCUUUCUACUAUUAUCGCAAAGCAGCAUUUUGUUACAGACUGCCUAAAAAUCACUUAAUCUCAGGUGAACUCAUCACUUGCCAAACUGUUGAAAUGCUAUUUGUUUUGUUAUGUUGCACUGUUUAGUUACUUCUUUGUUUUGUGUGUGUUUUGUUUUAGUUCUUUAUUUGAGAGGGGGAUCUGCAAUAGGGACAUACACAAAAGUUAUAAAAGCCACCCUCAUUCCCUUUUUUUUUCCUGCAUUAUGAAAAAGAGAUGUUUCAAGUUGUGAAGCUUUAAAAAAUAAAAACAAUAAAGGCACAAGUGAAAGCAGCACCAGUAAACACCAGCUGAGCCUCAAAAGAAAUCUAAAAGGAAAUAGGCUAAUGCUGUCCAGGAUUCACAGGCAGAGAGAUAUUUCAACUAGUAGAGAUGGGAAGAGAAAGUAAAUUUAUUUUUUUACAUAGUUACCUAAUCACCAAAAAUACUAUAUAUUAUGAGUCUCUAGUAGCAAGUAUAUUUCAGACUGCAGGAAAAGCUUGGACUAUGCUAAGAGCUCAGUUUGUGCACUUUGUAUUAUCUUCAGGGUUUAUGAUACUGUAAAAAUAGUAAGAGUAGAAGUAUAAUUAAAGUGGGGGAAGAUCAGUGUUACCAGCCAUAUGUGGGUAUUAGUUAGCUGAGAAUUGCUUCAGUAAUUACAUUUUCUGUGGUACUCUCAAGAGUUUUAAAGCAAAAGAGCCAGUUUCAGUAUGCAUUCAUUCAGAGUGCAAGAAAUGAUGCAGAGUGCUUGCCCCUGAGUGUACCCCUAGGAAGAAAAGAGUGCACUGGAGCCAUUACAUCUGCUAACACAGAUACCAGCACUUCCUUGCCUAGAGAUUUAUAAAAGUCAGCUUCCCUUUUCAGAACUCGUGUAGCACAGACCAUGUACAAAGGGACACGCUUCUGGUAUUGACCACUUAAACAAAUCAAGGUCUAAUCCAUCAUGUGUCUAUUUCCUUGUGCAAUAAAAGCUCAGACGGAAGGGGGAUAGAGGAGGCUGGUGUUCUGUGUGGUGCUUGUUCUUAAAAACCUCUGCCUUCUUUUUAAGGCUUCAUGCAUACGACACAAUAGGCUUUUCCAUAAGUGGCCUUUACAAGAACAUGAAAGAAAAUUCAUGUUUCAAAAACGAUGACAGGGUGAUAACACAUGAGUCACGUUUUAAGUGAUUCAGUUAAAAGUUUGGACUUUGAGCAAGAAUACUGGACAAGAAGGAAAUUGGGUGAUGUCUUACGUUACUAGGCCAAUUUUGUGAAUGUCCCUUCUCUCUACCCUCUCCAACCAAGACAAAAAAAGCUAAGGGGAUCGUUGGCAUAAAAGGGCAUUUGGUGGUUUUACUUUUUUUUCCUUUUUGUUGUUGUAACGGACUAGGGAACAAUUUCUGAUACACAUAGCAUUAAAGUUCUUACCACAAUACGAUGGAGAAUUGCAUAUGAAGCAGGAUUGACCAAUAUAGUAAUUGACAUGGCUUCACAGCCUUUGUGAUUGGAGUGAAAAAUUCUAUCACUUUAUAAAAAAAAGUAAAAAAAUUCUGUUUAAAUUCUUAGUUUUUCAGAGGCAUUACUCUUCCAUAAGUAUUGGUCAAUUCUCAGCAUUAUAAAUCAUGAGGUUCACAGUUAUAGCCCAGUAUUUUAUAUAGGAUCCUGAUCUGAAUUAGGAAAAAGUAAGUAAAAUCCAAACGUUAGAGAAACAAAGUGCAAUAUUAAAUGUUUGCUUUAUAGAUUAUAUUCUAUGGCUGUAUGUAUUUUUUUUCUUUUUUUUCUUUUUUUUUCUUUUUUUUUUCUUUUUUUUUUUUUAGUUUUGGUGCUGAAUAUGUUCUUGUAGACUCUGUUUUAAGAAAACAAUAUGUGGAAAACAGUUUAAUUUUUUUCCUAUUGCUCUUACUUGUGGAAAAUAAACUUUUUUUUUUU